Messenger RNA from Meriones unguiculatus (Mongolian gerbil), 705 nucleotides. Its product is annotated as zinc finger protein ZFP2-like. Gene Ontology annotation, molecular function: RNA polymerase II cis-regulatory region sequence-specific DNA binding; DNA-binding transcription factor activity. Gene Ontology annotation, biological process: regulation of transcription by RNA polymerase II. The annotation marks the transcript as partial. The transcript has a single exon. The record is from RefSeq and is a predicted model, not a curated record. Lineage: Eukaryota; Metazoa; Chordata; Mammalia; Rodentia; Muridae.
AGAACACACACUGGAGAGAAGCCUUACAAAUGUAAUCAAUGUGGUAAAGCCUUUGCAAAAAGCAGUCAGCUCAUACGGCAUAAAAGAACACAUACUGGAGAGAAAUCUUAUGAAUGUAACCAGUGUGGUAAAUCCUUUGCACGAAACAGUACUCUCUUAAGCCAUAAAAGAACACACACUGGAGAGAAACCUUAUGAAUGUAAUGAGUGUGGUAAAGCCUUUGCACAAAACAGUACUCUCUUAAGCCAUAAAAGAACACACACUGGAGAGAAACCUUAUGAAUGUAAUGAGUGUGGUAAAGUCUUUGCACAAAACAGUCAUCUCCUAAGCCAUAAAAGAACACACACUGGAGAGAAACCUUAUGAAUGUAAUGAGUGUGGCAAAGCCUUUGCAGAAAACAGUACUCUCUUAAACCAUAAAAGAACACACACUGGAGAGAAACCUUAUGAAUGUAAUGAGUGUGGCAAAGCCUUUGCAGAAAACAGUACUCUCUUAAGCCAUAAAAGAACACACACUGGAGAGAAACCUUAUGAAUGUAAUGAGUGUGGUAAAGCCUUUGCACAAAACAGUGCUCUCAUAAGACAUAAAAGAACACACACUGGAGAGAAACCUUAUGAAUGUAACCAGUGUGGUAAAGCCUUUGCACAAAACAGUCAUCUCCUAAGCCAUAAAAGAACACAUACUGGAAAGAAACCUUAUGAAUAU